This is a messenger RNA of Mastomys coucha (southern multimammate mouse), 3790 nucleotides long. Its product is annotated as protocadherin beta-4-like. Gene Ontology annotation, biological process: homophilic cell-cell adhesion. Gene Ontology annotation, cellular component: plasma membrane. The coding region runs from base 921 to 3317 and encodes 798 amino acids. The record is from RefSeq and is a predicted model, not a curated record. Lineage: Eukaryota; Metazoa; Chordata; Mammalia; Rodentia; Muridae. Gene Ontology annotation, molecular function: calcium ion binding. The transcript has a single exon.
AAAAAGACAAAUUUUUAAAAUCAUGUUUCCUGAUUUUAGAAAAAUUUUCUAAAUUGAAAAUAAAUUGUUUGAGUGAUUUCUACGCAUUAAAUACAUAGAUACAAUUUUCUGUUUAAAUACAUACAGAAAAGAUUCAUUAGUUGUCUGAGAUUUUACCAAAAACUCAUAAUGUCAAACUACUUCCAAAUGCUUUAGAAUUAGAAGGCCAGCCAAUAUUAAAUUUUUGGUUUGUACCAUUUGGUUUGUAGCUAUUUCACUUAGGUGGUCAGCUGGUGAAUCUGAUCUAUGCAUCUGUAUCUGUACCCUGGAGUUUUUCAAAAGGCAAUUCCCCCUGUUACAGUUUAUACUAAUGACACAAACUGUUGAUAUUAAGCAUGCAACUUUCUUCUUUGGCACUGUGAGAAAUCACUUUUAGAAAUAGGAUUUCCUGGGGUUUUUUUAAACCUGGUUAUUCAAAAUUUAAAAGUAUAUGUGUAUACUUUGUAUACAUGAUUCUUCUUAUACACAGUAGUGGAUGACCUUACCAAAUUACCCAAUAUAAGACUAUAACAAUGUUGUCAAAUAAAAAACUAUAUACACUUUCAAUUUAUCAUUAACCUGGACAUUAAAAGGGUGUUUUGACACUAAAGGGCUGUUUGACUUAGAACGACAAGUGCAGCAAUUAUCCUAAAAAGACACAGGGUGGCGCUGCAGGCUAAGGUUGUGAUUAAAAAGCACUAAAAUACCCGGAAUCCCUGUUGUAAUACAGAACAAAAGACAAAGACAAGAGCUUUGCAAGCACUAUGCAGCUAUAGAGGGGUGUGUGAAGAAUAUGAUGGAUUAAUAUGAGAUUAAGAGCAACAGUGUGAAGAUUCCUCCAAAGAGAAAAUCAGAAUUCAGUGUUUCAAAGCAUUUGGACUGCUAGAGGAUUGGAUGCAAGCAUGCACUUCACCGUCAUGGAGAAGCUGGGGAGAAUCCACCCAAACAGGCAAGUAAUGGUGUUUAUCUUUAUAAUGAUUUUGGUUCAGGUUUGCAGUGAGCCAACAACUCGAUACUCUGUCUUAGAGGAAACAGAAAGUGGCUCCUUUGUAGCCCACCUGGCCAAGGAUCUGGGGCUGGGAUCUGGGGAGCUGGCUGCCAGGUCUGCACGGGUGAUGUCUGAUGAUUACAAGCAGAGAUUGCUGCUGGAUCCUGAGACUGGGGAUUUGCUUCUGAGGGAGAAACUAGACCGGGAGGAGCUGUGUGGCUCUGUGGAUCCCUGUGUGCUGCCUUUCCAGGUGUCUCUUGAAAAGCCAGUACAAUAUUUUCAAGGAGAAUUAUUGAUCCAGGACAUAAAUGAUCAUGCUCCAAAAUUCCCAGAAGGGGAAAUGCUAUUGAAUAUACCAGAAAACAGCCACCCAGGCACACAGUUUUCAUUGAAAUUAGCCCAGGAUUUGGAUGUGGGCAGCAAUGGGCUUCAACAAUACACAGUCAGCCCCAACUCUCAUUUUCAUGUUCUCACUCGAAAUAAUAGUGAAGGCAAGAAAUACCCAGAGCUGGUGCAGGACAGAGCCCUGGACAGAGAGGAGCAGGCAGAGCUGAGCCUUACACUCACAGCUCUGGAUGGUGGGUCUCCACCAAGGUCAGGAACAGCCCUGGUUCGAAUCCUGAUCAUGGACAUCAAUGACAAUGCUCCUGAGUUUGUGAACAGUCCCUAUGAGGUGCAGGUCCUGGAGAGCAGUCCCCCAGGAUACCGAUUCUUGACUGUCCUAGCACGGGAUGCAGAUGCUGAAAACUUUGGGAGAGUUUCCUAUGGUUUGUCUCAAGCAUCAGAUGAUAUCCAACAAACGUUCUCAAUAAACAAAACUACUGGAGACAUGCGAUUGAAAAAGAAAUUGGAUUUCGAGAAAAUCAAAUCUUACCAUGUGGAAAUCGAGGCCAUAGACGGCGGAGGGCUUUCUGGAAAAGGCUCUGUAAUGAUAGAGGUGUUGGAUGUGAACGACAAUGCCCCAGAGCUGACCAUAUCUUCACUGACCAGCUCAGUCCCAGAAAAUGCUCCUGAAACCAUAAUCAGCUUUUUCAGAGUUGGAGACAGGGAUUCCGGAGAGAACGGAAAGGUGGUUUGUUCUAUUCCAGAAAACAUGCCAUUCAUUCUAAAAUCCACUUUCAAGAAUUUCUACACUCUAGUGACAGAGAGCCCUCUGGACAGAGAGAGCAGAGCUGAAUACAACAUCACCAUCACUGUCUCCGACCUGGGCACACCCAAGCUCACAACCCAGCAUACCAUAACAGUGCAGGUGUCCGACAUCAAUGACAACGCCCCUGCCUUCAGCCAAACCUCCUACACCAUGUUUGUCCAGGAGAACAACAGUCCCGUCCUGCACAUAGGCACCAUCAGUGCCACAGACUCAGACUCAGGCUCCAAUGCCCACAUCAUCUACUCUUUGCUGCCACCCCAGGAUCAACAGCUGGCCCUCACCUCCCUAGUGUCCAUCAAUGCUGACAAUGGGCAGCUGUUCGCACUCAGGGCAUUGGACUAUGAGGCCCUGCAGGCCUUUGAGUUCCACGUAGGUGCCACAGACGGAGGCUCGCCCGCGCUCAGCAGCCAGGCUCUGGUGCGCGUGGUGGUGAUGGAUGACAAUGACAAUUCUCCCUUCGUGCUCUACCCGAUGCAGAACACCUCUACAUCCUGCACUGAGCUGUUGCCCAGAGCUGCGGAACCAGGUUACUUGGUCACCAAGGUGGUUGCUGUGGACCGUGACUCUGGCCAGAAUGCCUGGCUAUCCUUCCAAUUGCUCAAGGCCACUGAACCUGGGCUGUUCAGUGUGUGGGCACACAAUGGCGAGGUGCGCACCACCAGGCUGCUGAGUGAGCGUGAUGUGCCCAAGCACAGGCUGCUGCUGGUGGUCAAGGAUAAUGGUGAGCCUCAGCGCUCUGCCAGUGUUACUCUGCAGGUGUUGCUGGUGGAUGGCUUCUCACAACCCUACCUACCUCUUCCAGAGGUAGAGCGGAAUUCCAAGCAAGAAGAUGAGGAUGUGCUUACAUUGUACCUGGUCAUUGCCUUGGCUUCUGUAUCUUCUCUCUUCCUGGUGUCUGUGCUGCUGUUUGUGGGGGUGAGGCUGUGCAGGAGGUCCAGAGAGGUCUCUCUGGGUGGCUGCUCUAUGGCUGAGGGACACUUUCCUGACCACCUGGUGGAUGUCAGUGGAGCAGGGACCCUGUCCCAAAGCUACCAGUAUGAGGUGUGUCUGAGGGGCAACUCUGGGACUGGUGAGUUCAAGUUCCUGAAACCCAUGAUCCCCAAUGCUGGAAUAGAAAUUAUGGAAAGUCCCCAAUGCAGGGAUAGCUUUGUAUUCAACUAAGUAUUCUGUGGUCCAAUGAUUCUUAAUAAUUAAUAUGUAAGUGUAAUACUAACUAGCUUUUAAAAAACUACUGUGCAUGUCUCCAAAAGUUCUCAUUUUUCCUAUUCAAAUUAAGCAUGCUUAGGCUGUCAUUAUACCACAUGUUAAAUAUGUGUUUUCUACAUAUUUGAUGUCUUUGGUGACUAAUAUUUUCAUAACUACAAAUAACUCAAGUAGCAUAGAAUUUCCUCAAAUAAUUUUUAAUGCUCAUAAGAAAAUUUGAAUUUCUGUAUAAUUAUGACACCUGCUUUAACUGUAUCUUUUAUCUUUUUAAGUUUAGAAUGCUUAGAAUUUUAUUUGGCCUUAGCAUACUUAUUUUUCCCAAAAUCAUGUCAAGAUGCACUUCAGUAGAACACUCAGUUGUGACACUUGUCAUGAGCAUUAUAAAUGUUUGUCAUCCCUUUCAUGAAAUAAAGUUGUUAAUCCAUUGCUAA